AUGCUAAUAAAUAUUUUAAUAAAUCAAUGCUCUGAUUUUUUUACUAUUCGAUUUUACACUCAAAUUAAUCAGCAAAUUUUUAAUGAAAAAAAAUUUAAUGAAAUUAAAUCUCGUGAACUUAAAGCAUGUGAAAUUGCAGAAAAUAAUAUGAUUGACAUUAUAGAUCCAAUGAAUGGAUAUUGUAUUGUUAAAAGUCAAUCAAAUUCGUCCAAAGUAUAUGAGGUAUAUUUAUGUGAUGUAACUGUCAAGACCAGUCCUCUUUUGUGUAAACAUAUUCGUGCAGCGGCUAGUGUUCUUGGAGGGUUAGAAAUAUGGAAUCUAUCAUUAGAUUCUGAAAGGAUAGCAUUUUAUCAAAAUAACAACAUGAUGCAAGAUCAAUAUACCUUAAAUUCAAAUACUGCUAAUCAAUUUCAUGAAGAAACUCCGGAUCAAAGUCAAAAUUCAUUAAAUUCAAACGCUAAUCCUAAUCAACUUUUAUCAAGCAGAGUUUCAAAUGAAAGAAAUCGUAAUAAACUAAAAAUUACACCACACUCAUUUACAAGAUCACACAGAACAAAUAAAACCCAAGAAAACAAGGAAAAUUCUUCUUGGAUACCAAAUAAAAUUCGUGGGAAAAGACCUACAAAUGUUUUGGGAAAAAAUAAGUUAAAUGUUAAAAGAAGAAAGGACGAUAAUGAUAUUAUCGAAAAUGCACUUAAAGAAAGAUUUAAUAACUUACUUUCUUUACAUUUGGAAUCUUGA
Rhizophagus irregularis DAOM 181602=DAOM 197198 is the source of this 741-nucleotide messenger RNA. NCBI's taxonomy places the organism in Eukaryota, Fungi, Glomeromycota, Glomeromycetes, Glomerales, Glomeraceae. The record is from RefSeq and is a predicted model, not a curated record.